AUUUGGGAAACAAAGAAGGUGUGCAAGUCUUCUGAUGCUGUGCUAAAAAGUGAACUAGAUGUUGUAUUUCACAAUGGUGAAGUGAUGAUUUUAGCAAUUUACAAUCAGAAGCAUUUACAACUUAUCAAUGGAAAUACAGACAGUGUUAUUAUGCAGACAGGAGCUCAAGAAUCCCCCAUUUCCUGCUGUUGCUUAAGUGAAGAUCUUAAAUUUGCAGCUUUUGGACAGGAGAGUGGAACAAUAAAGGUAUGGAAUUGGCAGUUGAGCGAAUGUGUGUUUCUAAGAGGGCACAAGGAAGCAAUCAAGGAUUUUAGACUUCUGGAAAAUUCAAAACUUUUUUCUUGGUCAUUUGAUGGAACCGUUAAGGUUUGGAAUAUCACUACUGGAAACACAGAAAAAGAUUUUGCUUGCCAUGGAGGUGCUGUUCUUUCCUGUGCUAUUUCACCUGAUGGUAGUAAAUUUUCAUCUACUUCUGCUGACAAAACUGCAAAGAUAUGGAGCUUUGAAAGUUCAUCUGUUCUUCAUGAGCUGACAGGUCAUGAAGCCUGUGUGCGGUGCUGUACUUUCUCUCCUAAUAACAAAUUGUUGGCCACUGGAGAUGACAAAGGAGAAAUAAGGAUUUGGGACAUUUUAACAGGUGCAUUACUUCACUUCUGCUCCCCAGUUACUGUGGACGAAGGAGAGCCAACACAUGGUGGUUGGGUAACAGACCUCUCAUUUUCUCCUGACAGUAAAAUGCUUGUGUCAUCUGGAGGCUAUCUUAAGUGGUGGAAUGUAACUACUGGAGAAUCCUUACAAACCUUCUACACAAACGGAACAAACCUCAAGUCAAUACACGUAUCCCCUAAUUUCAAAGUGUAUGUGACUGUUGAUAAUCUUGGUAUUCUUUAUGUAUUACAGAAGUUGUGA
This is a messenger RNA of Fulmarus glacialis (Northern fulmar), 909 nucleotides long. RefSeq names its product apoptotic protease-activating factor 1-like. Lineage: Eukaryota; Metazoa; Chordata; Aves; Procellariiformes; Procellariidae. The transcript has 7 exons. Gene Ontology annotation, molecular function: protein binding. The record is from RefSeq and is a predicted model, not a curated record. The annotation marks the transcript as partial.